Messenger RNA from Malania oleifera, 1858 nucleotides. Its product is annotated as actin-related protein 2. Gene Ontology annotation, biological process: Arp2/3 complex-mediated actin nucleation. Lineage: Eukaryota; Viridiplantae; Streptophyta; Magnoliopsida; Santalales; Ximeniaceae. Gene Ontology annotation, molecular function: actin filament binding. The record is from RefSeq and is a predicted model, not a curated record. The transcript has 15 exons. Gene Ontology annotation, cellular component: Arp2/3 protein complex; actin cortical patch. Bases 384 to 1553 code for a protein of 389 amino acids.
AUAUUUUUAAUUUGUAUAAGUCUAAGCAUGUCCACCUUAACUCCUCCAGCACUGCCACCAACCGCUGCCUCCUGCGGUCACAUCCCACCGUAGACGACGCUCCACGGCGGAGAAACAGCCAUUUGGAUACUGAACUCGGAAUUUGAACGAUUGAAAGAGGUAUUGGAGGAGUAUUCAGUCGUUAAUUAAGCAUCUGAUACGUAUUUGAAGUGUAUUGGAUGAGUAUUGGUAUCUGAUACGGAGGAGAUCGCCUGUCAGAUAACUCGGUAAAAGUUUGAUGCGUUCCUUGAUACUCCUCCGAUUCAAGCUAGGCCAUUGAUGAGCUACCUUGUGGCAGCAGCAGUAACAGUAGCAGUAGCAAUAGCAGGAUUAGAUUUGGAUUGAUGGACAACAGGAACGUCAUCGUCUGCGACAACGGCACCGGCUAUGUCAAGUGCGGUUUUUCUGGUGAGAAUUUUCCCACCUCUGUAUUUCCUUGCGUGGUGGGAAGGCCCAUGCUACGUUAUGAAGAGUCCCUCAUGGAACAGGAGCUGAAGGAUAUUGUUGUUGGAGAAGCUUGUGCGGAUUUGCGGCAUCAACUGGAUAUAUCUUAUCCAGUCCACAAUGGUAUUGUGCAAAAUUGGGAUGAUAUGUGUCAUGUGUGGGACCAUGCAUUUUUCAAUGAAUUAAAAAUAGAUCCAACAGAAUGCAAGAUUUUACUUACAGAUCCACCUCUUAAUCCUUCAAAAAACCGCGAAAAAAUGGUGGAGACCAUGUUUGAGAAAUACAACUUUGAGGGUGUCUUCAUUCAAAUCCAGGCUGUUUUAACAUUAUAUGCUCAAGGUUUAUUGACUGGACUGGUUAUUGACUCUGGUGAUGGUGUCACUCAUGUGGUUCCAGUUGUAGAUGGUUACUCAUUCCCGCAUCUUACCAAGCGAAUGAAUGUAGCUGGACGACACAUAACAUCCUAUCUUGUUGACUUACUUCUAAGGAGGGGCUAUGCAAUGAAUAGAAAAGCUGAUUUUGAGACAGUUAGGGAAAUCAAGGAGAAACUUUGUUAUAUAAGUUAUGAUUACAAGAGAGAAUAUCAAUUGGGGCUUGAGACCACCAUCCUUGUAAAAAAUUAUACUCUGCCAGAUGGAAGGGUCAUUAAAGUUGGCACGGAACGGUUCCAAGCCCCUGAGGCCCUUUUUACUCCAGAACUCAUAGAUGUUGAAGGCGAUGGAAUGGCAGACAUGGUAUUUCGCUGCAUUCAGGAAAUGGACAUUGACAACAGAAUGAUGCUCUACCAGCAUAUAGUUUUAAGUGGAGGGAGUACUAUGUAUCCUGGAUUACCUAGUCGCUUGGAGAAGGAAAUUCUGGAGCGUUAUCUUGACGUGGUUUUGAAGGGAAAUAAAGACGGGCUGAAGAAACUCCGAUUACGGAUUGAGGAUCCACCACGAAGAAAGCACAUGGUGUACUUAGGAGGUGCAGUUCUUGCCGGGAUCAUGAAGGAUGCACCAGAAUUCUGGAUUGGCAGACAAGAUUAUCUGGAGGACGGAGUUGGUUGUCUGAGCAAGUGUGGCCAGGCAUAACUAUUGUAAGGCAGUACCAACAUGGCGACACCUUCCCUGCUUUUGAGAAUGCUGCAGCAGUAUGGUAGUCAGAACACCCGAACAUCCAAAGAAAGAUUUCUGAGCUACUUACUAGAAUGUUAGUGACUCAUUUCUGUAUCAACCAUGAGCAGCUUUUGUACUCGAUGGCCAGAAUAAUAGAAAAUAAAAUGAAAUCCUUGUAUUUUAUUUUUAAGUUCGCCUCAAAUUCAAAUAUACAAACGUAAAAGUGUGUUGAUUUUUUUGUGUGAUGAUAAAUCUAUGAUUAAAUGUAUUUUUAAAAUGAA